AUGUCUGUUCAAAUUGUGUUCCCAAAGCAAAGCCUGGAGUGUGCCCUCGUAGACGAUGGGGCUCAGGGAUGUGUGCCGAGUUCUGUUCCACUGACAGUGACUGCCCCAAUGAUGGAAAAUGCUGCCACAACGGAUGUUGGCAUGAAUGCAUUGUGACAGAUACAGACAUCCAUUGCAUCAAUUAUUGCUGCUUUACUCUGGAAACAAGAAAGCUGGAGCUUGUAAAGUACAUUUCAUACACAUAGAUCAGUAUACUUCACAUCCACUCUCUUUAGAGCUGAGACACUCAAUUAAGAAGAUUUCCGAGAACCAUGCAGGCCAAUAGACAAUAGACUAUACACACUGAGUAUACCAAACAUUAGGAACACCUUCCUAAUAUUGAGUUGCACCUCCUAUUGCCCUCAGAAAAGCCUCAAUUUGUUGGGGCAUGGACUCUACAAGGUGUCAAAAGCAUUCCACAGGGAUGCUGUCCCAUGUUGACUCCAAUGCUUCUCACAGUUGUGUCAUGUUGGCUGGAUGUCCUAUGGUUGGUGGAACAUUCUUGAUACACACAGGAAAAUGUUGACCAUGAAAAACCGAGCAGCUUUGCAGUUCUUGACUCAGUCAAACCGGUGCGCAUGGCACCUACUACCAUAUCCCGUUCAAAGGCACUUCAAUAUUUUGUCUUGCCCAUUCACGCUCUGAAUGGCACACAUACACAAUCCAUGUCUCAAUUGUCUCAACACUUAAAAAUCCUUAUUUAACCUGUCUCCUCCCCUUCAUCUACAAUGAUUGAAGUGGAUUUAACCAGUUACAUCAAUAAGGGAUCAUAGCUUUCACCUGGAUUCACCUGGUCAGUCUAUGUCAUGGAAUGAGCAGGUGUUCAUAAUGUUUUGUACACUCAGUGUAUAACACAUUGUGGUUGAUAAAGUGAUACAAAUGCAUAUUUCAGGGAAAGGGAAUUUGGGAAUAUCAGACUGAGACUUCAGAGGGGUAGCAACAUACAGUACUUACUAUACAGCAAUUCACAGAACAUUAAGAUGACAAUUUGUCAAGGGCCAUCAACAAGGUUCCAACUCAUUGUAAUAGUAAGACUUCAAUGGAAAGAGUCAGUGUACGGAUGAUUUCCAGAGUUCUACUUGUGACACUCAAGGUGUGGGUUGAUGGUCACUAGACUUGAUGCUGAAUGUCAUGGAUUGUUCUCAUAUCUGUUGAUAGUGAUUGACGCCAGACUGGAGGUACAAGGGCCGAGGACACCCUGAUUAUUCACUGUUGUAUUGUACUGAUGACAUUCUAUGAACACUGUGUGACUCUGUAGCAGCUGACAAAGUCACUGCAUGUUUGUUUUGACUUCCUACAGGCCUCUAGAGCUGGAGUUUACAGAACAUUUGGUGCUGUCUGAUUAGAAUAGAAAGGGCCUGUCUCCAAGAAGCCAGUUAGACAUUUUCUCUGUUUUUGUGCUGGAAGUGUCUCCCUGUUGCAACUUGUAAUAAACUUUAAUGAAAAAUUAUUAUUAUUAUUAACCCAUCCACGUCUUCGGAGGACACAUCUUUUUUGGUUUCUCCAGCUUUUCUGCUACAUAUACAUAUACAUACAUUUUACAUAUACAUUUUACAUACAUUUUACUUUUAUAUGGAUAGAUUUAUUAUGGAUAGAUUUGAUUGACUUAAUCUGCUACUGCUUUUCUUGUUUGUUUACCUAGAAAUUCCUAUUACACCUAUGUUUCUAUGGUGUAACUGACCGCUUUUUCUCUGUUACCAUAGUGAAGCCCGGUCGCUGUGCCCUGCCCAAGGGGAACUAGAUGUGUGCCGAGUACUGUUACCAAGAUGGCCAGUGCCCCGAGGAAGAGAAGUGUUGCCGGAUAUUCUGAUGCUACGCCUGCAGUGA
Coregonus sp. 'balchen' is the source of this 1866-nucleotide messenger RNA. NCBI's taxonomy places the organism in Eukaryota, Metazoa, Chordata, Actinopteri, Salmoniformes, Salmonidae. The record is from the annotation of a GenBank genome assembly.